Aspergillus aculeatus ATCC 16872 is the source of this 720-nucleotide messenger RNA. RefSeq names its product bifunctional precorrin-2 dehydrogenase/sirohydrochlorin ferrochelatase MET8. NCBI's taxonomy places the organism in Eukaryota, Fungi, Ascomycota, Eurotiomycetes, Eurotiales, Aspergillaceae. The record is from RefSeq and is a predicted model, not a curated record. The transcript has 3 exons. Gene Ontology annotation, molecular function: protoporphyrin ferrochelatase activity; precorrin-2 dehydrogenase activity. The coding region runs from base 1 to 720 and encodes 239 amino acids. Gene Ontology annotation, biological process: siroheme biosynthetic process.
AUGUCGCAAAAAUUCCCUGAGGUCCAGGGAGGAGGCUCCCUAAUCAUUGCCUGGCAAGCAAAGAAUAAACAUAUCCUGGUAGUCGGUGGGGGAGAGGUCGCAGCCGGUCGCAUUCUCCACGCCCUCAACGCCGACGCCCGAGUGACGGUCGUGUGCCCCGCGGCCGGCCUGAACGAGGAGGUAGCCUACCGGGUGGCCCAGGGCCAAGUGACGCACGUCGACCGGACCUUCGAACCCCUCGACCUCGACACCGCCGACAUGGUGCUCUGCGCCAUCGACGACCCCGCGGCCUCGACGCGCGUCUGGCAGCUCUGCAAGGAGAAGCGCAUUCCCGCCAACAUCGCCGACGUACCCCCCGAAUGCGACUUCUACUUCGGUAGUAUGCACCGCGACGGGCCCCUCCAGAUCAUGGUCAGCACCAACGGCAAUGGCCCCCGGCUGGCUAGCAUUGUCCGCAAGAAGAUCGCCGCCACGCUGCCGGGCAACAUGGGCGCCGCCAUCGAGAACGUCGGCCUGCUGCGGAGGAAGUUGCGCGAGACCGCGCCCAACGUCGAGGAGGGGCCGAAGCGGAUGAAGUGGAUGUCGGGUGUUUGUGAGUCGUGGAGCUUGGAGGACCUCGUGGAGAUGGAGGAGCGGGAUAUGGAGGGCCUUCUGGCUUUCUAUGCCUCCGGGGAAAUUCCCCCGUUGAAGGAGAUUCGGGCGAAAGCGACGGGGAAUUGA